AUGCACCGCGCGGUGGGCACCCUGUUCGGGAGCGUCACCAAGGCUGUGUUCGAGGCGCGGGCGAGCGCGCGCGAGAGAGAUCGCGACGACGACGACGAGGCGAAUGAGACGUCGAUUCGAAAAAAGACGAAACGAGGCUCCGUGGGUCACGCGGGCGUCGACCCGGAAGGUCGAGCGGUCGACGCGAGCGAUGGAGACGUCGUCCGCGCGCGGGGGGGGGCGGGCGGGACGGUGCGAAGGGACUCGCGCGGGAAAUCGGGGAAGAUGAGCGCGUACGAGACGCCGAGCGGAGACGCGCGAGGCGGACGCGGAAGAGACGCGACGGACGUCAAAUCCACCGCGGUGGCGUCGCGACGUGGGCUACAAUUCACCUCGGAAUCGCGCGAAGUGGCCGGCGCGUCGAAUCAGCGGAUCGAGGACGACGUGGAGAACGUGAUGGCGACGACGGAGGCCGCGGUCGCGGCGGGUGACGGAACGAGGAAAAAAGGUGUUAGCGGAUUGCCCGUGAAGAGCAUUGAUUUCGAGGGCGCGGCGGUGACGCCGCUGCGGGAGCGGGUGAACACGGAGACGACGCCGUCGACGAGCGGGAGAUGGACGCGAGGGACGCCGGGAGCGAGCGACGGGUUGCGAAACGCCCUCUCGCCGCCAAUCGGUGACGCUUUGGGGAGUCCCGAUAUUCGUGGACGCGUCGAUACCGUUGUUGCCGGUCUAAGCUCGGACGAAUCAAGCGAGUCCGAGGCGGAGACCGAGGAGUUGGAGGACCAGGACGAGGACGACGAUAUGGGCGGUACUCAGGACUAUAUGGGCGCGACGCAAGUGCUUGACAGCGCCGCGCUGUGCGACGCGCCGUCCAGGUUCGAUUUAGCAGUACAACCGAUCAAAGAGGAAGAAGAGGCACCAUGCGCGCGGGGUGGCGACGCCGCGAUACGAUUGCUUCGUCGACGUCUGUUCGGUGUCAAUCGUGAGCGUCCACUCGGAGCCGACGGUUUAGAUUUUGCGCCACACCUCAAGGCACACAGAGACCACUUGUUGAACAUUCUCGAAGACACUGUGUCAGGUGGUCAAAAUAACUCAGUGCUGAUGGUUGGUAAUCGCGGGAGUGGGAAAUCACUGGUGCUAAACUCGGCGCUUAAGCUCUUGGCUGGACGGCAUCCAGGCAAAGUCGUCGCAGUGCAUCUCAGUGGUUUGCUUCACGCGGACGAACGCAUAGGGAUGCAGAAAAUCGCCUCGCAGCUGUGCCCGAACUUGAACGGAGAGUCAAAUGGGUACGCUAGCGGAGGUUUCGCUGAAAAUGUCGCGUUCAUGACGGAAAUGCUCAAAUUACUUCAGGGUGGUCAGCGGGGAGUGAUUUUCGUGUUGGACGACUUUGAACUCUUCGCGAUGCGUUCGAAGCAGACGCUCCUGUACGCCAUCACAGAUUUGCUCCAACAGCCGAUGGUGCAAGCGGCCGUGGUCGGCGUCACGUGUCGCCACAGCGUGGAUAGAUUGCUCGAGAAACGUGUCGCGUCUCGAUUCUCCAAUCGACGCAUCGUCCUCGCUCCGCCUGGCAACUCGGUGUCGAUGCUUGAAGGUGUGACCAAGGCACUCAAGCUCUCAGACAAGGAUAAGUAUCUGUGUCCAAGCGAGCCAGAGUACGUGCAGCAGUGGAAUUUACAUCUGCACGCGUCCAUGCAAAACACCGUGGUGAAGGAAAAGUUGGAGCAAUACGGACGUCUGGAGAAUACUCCGGCGGCAGUGAGCAAGGUUGCGUGCGCGAUCCUUUCCCGCGUGAAUCGCCAGCUCGGCAAGAUCACGAGCAAUGACGUCGUCGAGGCCGUGGAUAGCAUGUACCGCAACCCGUUCGUGGACUCGAUGGUGGGAUCCACACCCUUGGAGCUCUUGUUGUGCGUCGCCAUGUAUCGAAUGCACAACGCGCGCAGGCGCCCGUCAUUCACGUUCGAGGCGCUCACGCAGGAGCUCAACGACAUGGGUACCAGAGAACAACUCACGCACGCCAAGGACUGCACUCGUCCCGUGCUCGUUCGCGCGUUCGAGAACCUUCUCGCCCUCGGCAUCGCCACCGCGCACAAGUCUGGAUCCGGAGCCCGCGGUGCCGCGCUCAAGGAGUACAAGAACAUCGUCUUCGUCGUCGAUCCCGAGGAGCUUCGCGAGGCCAUUCGUCGCCACCCUAACGCCGUCUCCGGUCUCGCCGAUUACAUGGAUCACGAGUCCCUGCGCCAGGCGCACGUCGUCUAG
Ostreococcus tauri is the source of this 2235-nucleotide messenger RNA. RefSeq names its product P-loop containing nucleoside triphosphate hydrolase. The record is from RefSeq and is a predicted model, not a curated record. Gene Ontology annotation, biological process: DNA replication; DNA replication initiation. Lineage: Eukaryota; Viridiplantae; Chlorophyta; Mamiellophyceae; Mamiellales; Bathycoccaceae. Gene Ontology annotation, molecular function: DNA replication origin binding; ATP hydrolysis activity. Bases 1 to 2235 code for a protein of 744 amino acids. The transcript has a single exon. Gene Ontology annotation, cellular component: nuclear origin of replication recognition complex; nucleus.